AAUCAAACAAACCUCACAUGCACUUAGGCUCUGAAGAGGUUAGGACUGAUAAACAAUCGGGUAUAAAUUGGAGGGUCCUACGCCGCGCUAGCUCAGUUCUCACUAAACUUGCAACUUCAGCACUACAACAACAACUAUCAAUCAUGGCUGUCUUAGAAAUAGCUUUGGCCCUUCUGGCCAUUAUCGUGCUCAUCUACUGGUGGUCUAUUGCCACAUUUAAGACUUUUGAACAACGUAACCUGCCCUUCGAAAAGCCAUAUCCAUUUUUUGGCAAUAUGAAACGAUCUGCUCUCCAGAAAAUCUCCAACCACAAAGAAUUAACCGAGUUUUACUCUCGCACGCGUCACCACAAAGUCGUAGGCUUUUUUAGUCUUCGCACCCCAAUGGUCCAGAUAAACGAUCCCGAACUGAUCAAGAAGAUCUGCGUCAAGGAUUUCGACUACUUCCCCAACCACCAGCUCCUGAUAACCACCAAUGAGCGUCUGCUGAACGACAUGGUCAACACAAUGAGGGAUCAGCGUUGGAAAAAGAUGCGGAACACCCUGACCCCGGUCUUUACGGCCGCCAAGAUGCGGAGCAUGUUUGUCCUCAUGAACGACAGUUUCGGGGAGUGCGUCCAGCACUUGGGGGAUCAAUCCCAAGCCACCGGCUUCGAGGUCGAUGUGAAAGUUCUGUUCCAAAAGCUAACCAGCGAUGUUAUCGCCACAACGGCAUUUGGCUUGAAGGUAAAUUCUUUCGAAAAUCCAAAGAAUGAGUUCUAUCGAGUGGGCUCGACUCUGAUUUUCACGCGCGGAAUACAGUUCUUCAAGUUUACGCUAUCGGCCCUCAUGCCCAAGCUUUUUACAUUCUUCAACAUGAAGAUAUUUGAUGGCGCCAAAGUGGACUACUUCGUUGGCCUUGUGGUCGAUGCCAUGAAGCAGCGCGAGAAACUGAACAUAUCGCGUCCCGAUAUGAUCCAGUUGAUGAUGGAGGCUAAGAAGGAGUCGACAGUAAAUUGGAGCGAUGACGAGAUCGUGGCCCAGUGCUUCAUCUUUUUCUUCGCCGCCCUUGACAACAACACCAACCUGACCUGCAUAACUGCCUACGAGCUGCUCCACAAUCCCGACAUCCAGCAGCGACUAUAUGAGGAGAUCUUGGAAACUAAGGAAUCCCUAAAUGGCGGCCCAGUUACCUACGAUACUGUGCAGAAAAUGACAUACAUGGACAUGGUUAUAUCGGAGACACUACGCAAGUGGUCUCUUGCGCCUACCACAGAUCGGGUCUGCUCCAAGGACUACACCCUUACCGACGAGGACGGCACAAAGCUCUUUGAUUUUAAGGUCGGAGAUCGCAUCUCAAUUCCCAUAGCCGGACUGCACGGAGACGACCGAUACUUCCCGGAGCCCAGAAAGUUUGAUCCCGAGCGUUUCAGCGAGGAGCGAAAGGGGGAUAUGGUUCCCUUUACUUAUCUACCUUUUGGCGCCGGACCUCGUAGCUGCAUUGCGAGUCGAUUUGCUCAAAUGCAGGUGAAGGGAAUGCUUUACCAUUUAUUGCUAAAUUAUAAGAUCGAGGAAUCUCCGAGGACCAUCAAGGAUAUGUGGGAGUCGGCACGCAGCUUCAGACUGACGCCCGCUUCUGGAUUCUAUAUGCAAUUGGUACCACGAAAUUAAACCUAUUAGAAUAACGAAAAGACUGGAUUUGUGAUCAAAUUACCUACGGAUCUAUGAAUAUCUAAGGUAACUAUGACAUGGAAUUAAGAGUAUUAUAAUAUUAGAUGUUGGUAAACAUCUACUACAUUUGUUUGGAUUUGGAACGUUAGUACAAAAUAUCGUUUAUAAAGACAUCAUAAAUUUUUGAAUUCUUCAUAUUUAUUGUUAAUAAUAAUAAUAUAAUUAUAAAUAAAUUGUU
Molecule: messenger RNA, 1887 nt
Organism: Drosophila ananassae
Lineage: Eukaryota; Metazoa; Arthropoda; Insecta; Diptera; Drosophilidae
Product: cytochrome P450 9b2
Exons: 4
Coding region: 18-1649 (543 amino acids)
Molecular function (GO): monooxygenase activity; iron ion binding; oxidoreductase activity, acting on paired donors, with incorporation or reduction of molecular oxygen
Source: RefSeq, a predicted model, not a curated record